This is a messenger RNA of Rhinolophus ferrumequinum (greater horseshoe bat), 4610 nucleotides long. RefSeq names its product G protein-coupled receptor 156 (gene GPR156). Gene Ontology annotation, biological process: G protein-coupled receptor signaling pathway; gamma-aminobutyric acid signaling pathway. The transcript is spliced from 10 exons. Gene Ontology annotation, molecular function: G protein-coupled GABA receptor activity. The record is from RefSeq and is a predicted model, not a curated record. Gene Ontology annotation, cellular component: G protein-coupled receptor heterodimeric complex; membrane. Bases 410 to 2842 code for a protein of 810 amino acids. Lineage: Eukaryota; Metazoa; Chordata; Mammalia; Chiroptera; Rhinolophidae.
CAGGCGUCAUGGGCGUCCCGCCUACAGCCGCGGGCUUGGCGAUUCUCGGCGGUCGGGGACCUGGUGAGGACCUGUGUUGAGUCCUUGGAGCAGUGACUGCCAUCUGGUGGCAAGCCAGAAUCAUCAGUUUGUGUAACCUGUUACUAAGAUGCCUACUCCUGGCUCACAUGGUAUGGACUGACAACAGGGGAGCAGGACAGCCUGGAGGGUGGCUGAUGAAGGAGCUCAGUGAAAUAACCCUUCACUUCCAUCUGCAUGGGUUGUUCAUCCCAGAUUCUGAGCCAAGAGCCAUGGUGCCUCUGAAGAAAAGAUUUGAGUUGCUCUUGUGUUUCAGUCAAAGAUCUGCUGGUUAACUACCAGCGGGUAACCGAUACUGAAAAAGCACUCACCAAGAGGGGCAUGUGAUGACAUGGAGUCUGAAAUAAACUGCUCUGAAUUAUGUGACAGUUUUCCUGGCCAGGAGCUGGAUCCGAGACCUAUUCAUGAUCUCUGCAAGACAACAAUUACCUCUUCCCAUCCCAGCGGUAAGACCAUUUCUUCAUUAUCUCCUGUCCUCUUGGGUAUUGUUUGGACUCUUCUCAGCUGUGGACUUCUUCUGAUAGUCUUCUUUCUUGGCUUCACAAUUCGCUGCAGGAAGAACAGGAUUGUGAAGAUGUCCAGUCCCAACCUGAACAUUGUGACCUUACUAGGCAGUUGUCUGACUUAUAGUAGCGCUUACCUCUUUGGGAUUCAAGAUCAAGAUGCUUCAGCGGGAGGCUCAAUGGAAACUCUCAUUCAGGUAAGACUGUCUAUGCUGUGCAUCGGGACCUCUCUCGUGUUUGGACCCAUUCUGGGGAAGAGCUGGCGACUCUACAAGGUGUUUACGCAGAGGGUCCCGGACAAGAGAGUGAUAAUCAAAGACCUGCAACUCCUAGGGUUGGUGGCAGUCCUGGUUAUAGCUGACGUGAUCCUGCUCACGACGUGGGUGCUUACUGAUCCCAUCCAGUGCCUCCAGAUUCUCAGUGUCAGUAUGACGGUGACAGGGAGAGACGUGUCCUGCUCACUGACCAGCACACACUUCUGUGCUUCCCGGUACUCCGAUAUCUGGAUUGCUCUUGUUGUGGGAUGCAAGGGCCUGCUGCUGCUCUAUGGUGCCUACCUGGCUGGCCUGACCGACCAUGUCAGCUCUCCUCCUGUGAAUCAAUCUUUAACCAUCAUGGUUGGGGUCAACCUCGUGGUGCUGGCUGCUGGGCUUCUUUUCGUGGUCACCAGAUACUUGCACUCCUGGCCCAACCUGGUCUUUGGCCUCACAUCUGGAGGAAUCUUUGUUUGCACAACCACAAUCAACUGCUUCAUCUUCAUUCCCCAGCUGAAGCAAUGGAAGGCAUUUGAAGAGGAAAACCAAACAAUCAGAUGCAUGGCCAAAUAUUUCAGCACUCCCAGCAAAAGCUGCCAUACCCAGUACGGUGAGGAACAGAAUUGCCACGCUAGAGGAGAGAAAAACACCAUGGAAAGGCUCCUCACGGAAAAAAAUGCUGUGAUUGAAAGCCUGCAGGAACAAGUAAACAACGCCAAAGAGAAGCUAGUGAGGCUGAUGUCAGCUGAGUGCGCCUGUGACCCCCCAGAGUGGGCUGUCCUGCCUGUCUCUUCCCACAGCAAAGACGGCCAGGCCGCAGCCCCUGGGCAUGGCCUGGCCGCUGAAAGGCAUUCAGAAUUCCUCUCUGACUCUCAGAAUGAUCCCAGUGCAGCUGCCCAGGACUCACAGAGUACCUCAGUGCCCUCCUCGAGUGCACAAAGCCUCGAGGGGUCUGGGAAGGGCACUGGCCCCUCCUCAGGGCAGGAGAUGUCUGACUUGAAAGACUUUCACGAGCACUUAAAUCUGGGCUGCAGCCAGAAGCCUCAGGCUGAGCAAAGCCACGGUGCAGAAAGAGGAGACCAGGUACCUACGACCCCCCACCAGAGUCUCAUACCAGGCGAGGAAGGCUGUGUUCCCCAGAGACAGGGGCAGCUGGAGAACUCAGGGGAGCCUCCAAAGCAGCGAUCAAGGGUCAACUCAGUGAUCAGAGAGAAGCUUCAGGAAGUCCUACAAGACCUGGGCCUGGGCCCUGAGGCUCCCCGCCCCUCUUCCCCGGCUUGUCCCCAGCAGCCCUGGAAGAGCAGUGCUGCCCACAGCCCCCAGAGGACGCCCCUUUCCAAGGAGCUGGGCUUCAGCCCAUACAUGGUGAGGAGAAGGCGGGCAGCUCAGCGGACUCGCUCACACUUUCCAGGCUCUGUCUCCUCCUAUGUGGGGCAUCGGGCAAAUAGGACUGUUUGGGAUGCACAGAGUGGGCUCAAUGUGCAGAACAGAGACAGCCUCUGCCUGGACCCCCAAACGGCUGACUCCAGGGUACCCUUUCCCAAGAAGCCUUCACUACUCCCAGAUCCCCAAGGCAAGCCAGGCACCCUGGAGGACAGCAAACGAUGGCAGACAGAGCCCCAGGGUGCCAGGAAGAGCCGUGCAGCUUUUCCUCACCAGCCUUCUGCUGCUGGGCAGACCCCGUGUCCCCCUGCCCCACGCCUCGCCACAGCCUCGCCAGAUCUGCCUGAGCAGCCACAGUGGCAGUUCCCACGAUCUGCAGGCUGUCCCUCCCUUUCUUCAUGCAACUACCUUGACACUGAGUCCAGCAGCUCAGACGAGUUCUUCUGCCGCUGUCACCGGCCCUACUGUGAAAUCUGCUUCCAGAGUUCCUCUGAUUCCAGUGACAGUGGCUCAUCGGACACUGACCCCGAGGAGGCUGGGGGGCUGGCUUCCUGGGAAAAGCUGUGGGCCCGUUCCAAGCCCAUCGUGAACUUCAAAGAUGACUUGAAACCCACGCUGGUGUGAAAAGCAGCAGAGGAAGUACGGCUGUAGCGGUCAGGCCAGGACCCGCCAUGCCAGCGCCAAGAGGAAGAAGACCAGUUCUGGCUUUCGGGGAACACCCCUGGCCUGCGUUUGAGCAGCUCAUGUGAGCACUGUGUUACCUUGAGCACUUCUUGAUCUAUAAAAAGAGGGGUGUUGCCUGUCUUGUUACUACCUCACAGCACUCCUGUAAAAGACUCCAGUUGAGUGAUCAUAAAAGAUAUUCCUUGGACAAAAGGUGCUCAAUGAGCACGGAGGAUUUUCUAUCCUGGUCAGCUUGUAUUCUGUAAAACUCUUACUACAUACCUGAUGGAUGGCUGGUGGACAGACAGAUGGAGAGAUGGAAGGAAAAUUUCUACAGAACCAGAGUUGAGGACUGUGACCCAUCAAACUUGCCUUUUGGUGGCAGAUCUGCUAUAAAGACAAGUUUCCUAUAUCCUUGAGUGUCCCACUCUUGGCAGGGGGUGGUUUUGUUUCUGCUGAAGGCUGUAAACAGCACCAAACUUGGGUUCCAGCUUCCAGCCAGACUCAGCUCAGAGCCACCUUCUUCAGCAGUAUUUGGGGUUCAUGUUUUUCUACUAUGAUGGUAUCUCACCAUCAUCCCUGACACAGCCAGGUCUCCACGUGGCCGCAGGCUACCCAGACCUCUCUCCUGGGCGUGAGUGGCACCUGAGGCCAGACUGUUUACUGAUCCUGUAGUCCACCCUUGGACUCUGCCAGCGGUGCAGUUUGGCACUCAAGGGAAGUACACACUGGCCGUCUCUGUUGGCGUAGGGGUGGCCCUGUUGGUCAAGAGGUGCUUUUUGUGUCACUGUAGUUACAUGACCACCAAAGGAUACAUAAACCUGGAAACAGAAAAUGGGGAAGUAGAAAGGAAGAAAUCGGGGAGAAGGUAGGAAAGAAAACAGGUUUUGAACCUGGUACUUGGCAGUAUCAAAUGUCAGUAAUUCCUUAUGGUAACCCUGUGAAGUAGACAGUGUCACUUCCACUUUUACAGAUGAGAACAUGAGGACUAUGGGGACUAUGAGCCUUUGAGAACUUGGGUAACUUCCCCAACAUCACACUGCUGGAGAGUGGCUGAUGGGGGCUUUGCCUGCCACUCAUGGGACUCCCAGGUGGUAGAUUUUCCUGCGGACACAUGUCUUCACUCAUUCUUCUGAGAGUGGCAAGCAGGGCUUCGCAGGGCAGACAAUAAACCAAGGGCAAUGUAAGAAAGCUGACACGUGCUCGCCCUGGAGUCCAGGACACCUUCCCCAGGAUAACAAAACUGGGUUCCUUGCCCUGGGAUGCAGCCCUCACUGCCUCAGGGGCCCACCUGCAGCUCCCAAGUGAGCCAGGGAGCUGGUGAAGGGUGAGUGCCAGGAACUCACCUGCUGCCAGAGCCACAGGGAAAGCACAGCUGCGUUCACUCUUGCUUAUUGCUGAGCUGCUGGUUUGGAGGCCACCCCUGCCCCCACUCCUGUGUAUGCACCUGUGUGGGUACAUGUUCACGUGAAGGAGUUUGAGCCUCAUUAGAUAUGCCUCGGGGGGUGGAAUUGGCUCUAAAUGUCUCACAGAAGAUUUAUCACGGACUCUUGGGGGCUGCCACCACCUUGUGAAUCUCCAGACACUGGACCAGAAGGCCCUCCUGGUAGCACAGCUUCUUCCAUCGUCUCCUUUUACUUACAAAUGUCAUAAUUUAUUCUGCGUGUGGGUUUGUAGUUUCUGCUUGUGCUGUUUGUUUGCUGUCCAAGCGACACCUUAAUAAAAGAGA